AUGACGUCAAUCGCCUCACAAAUCUCGUUCUCCACUCUCUGCACUGUUUUCGAGGAGAUCUUCACGGCGAAAACUAACAAAAACCGCCAAACACUCCUCUCCGAUUUCCUCGAAAAAUGUCGAGCUCAAUCCCAAUCGUCGACCCCUCCCCCCAGCCUCUUCCCAAUUCUCCGUCUCUUCCUGUUGAAACUUGACAGGGAACGAGGGCCCAACGGUCUCAAGGAGAGGUCUCUGGCAGUCCUCUACAUCAGAGUCUUCUGCUUGGGGAAGACUUCUCCAGAUGCUAAGAAGCUUCUGAACUACAAAGAGCCCCUCAGAUCCAAAAACAACACCAACGACUUUGCAGAGCGAGUCUUCGUCGUCCUCAAGCCUCGUCUGAAAAAAUCAUCCUCCCUCUCUGUAGAGGAUGUCAACAACUUCCUGGACACCAUCUCCAAUCAAUUCUCCUCGAAUCAAAAACAAGACGGUGAAUUCAUCAAAAUAAUGGAAGAGUGUUCAGCGCUGGAGGUGAAAUGGCUGACGAGGAUAAUUCUGAAGGAUCUGAAGCUGUCGAUGGGAUCGAGGAAGAUUCUUGAUGUGUUUCAUCCUGACGCGGAUCAGCUGUUUGCCCAGAAAUCGAAUCUGAAGGUGGUCUGCGAGACCCUGGGAAAUCCGAGGGAACGGAUUAACACGAGGGUCUCGAGUGUUAGUGUGUUCUCGCCGUUCAAGCCGAUGUUGCUGGAGCGAUUGCCGAUUACUCACAUCAGGAAGUUCUUUGUUGAUGGGAGGAAAACUGAGUUUAUUAUCCAGACGAAGUUCGAUGGAGAGAGGUCUCAGGUCCACGUGAGGGACGGGAGGUUCAAGUAUUUCACGAGACACGGGCUCGAGAUCACUAAGAAUCCUUCCUAUGGAGAGACGAGGGGCGCCAGGGGGUUCUUGACGAACAAGAUCUCUUCGUUGUUGAAUCCUCAUUGCAGAUCAAUCAUCUUAGAUGGAGAGAUGAUGGGAUUUCACAAAGAAAAAAAAGAGUUUAGCACGAAAGGAGUGCCUUUCGACGUUAAGAAAUUAACAUUCAAAAGUAAACACCAUCCGUGUCUAGUUGCUUACGAUAUCCUUCUCUACAAUGAUGAAUUACUCAUCAAUAAGCCGUUGGAGUAUCGAUUGAAGGUGUUGGAAGGCGCUUUUGAGGAGUCACCGGGUGUUUUACUGAGAGCCAAGAAUGAGAGAGUUUCUUCAAUGGACGAGAUCAUCGCAUCAUUCAACAGGGCUAUAGAUACCCAUGAAGAAGGAAUCGUUCUGAAGAAGAUCGACAGUCUGUACCAUAUAGACACUCGCGACGGAAGCGGCUGCUACAAGAUCAAAUCCGAUUACUCCUCCGAGCUAAUCCAGGACGUGGACCUGGUGAUAAUCGGCGGUCACUACGGUGAAGGCCGUCACACCGGGCUUUUCAACAGCUUUCUCACAGCCUGCGUGCACCCCACCUCCCCCACCAAGACAUUCUACUCGGUAGUCUCCGUGAGCAACGGCCUCACCGGCAACGCCAUUCGCUCCUUCAACGCUAAAUUCAGUCCCUUCUGGACGAAAAACAAGCCGGAAGUGAUAGUCGCCCCCAAGAAAGGUCUCCCAGACGUCUGGAUCCACCCCCAACACUCGAUCGUCCUCCAGAUAAACUAG
Messenger RNA from Diachasma alloeum, 1653 nucleotides. It is a transcript of the gene DNAlig4, whose product is annotated as DNA ligase 4. Lineage: Eukaryota; Metazoa; Arthropoda; Insecta; Hymenoptera; Braconidae. Gene Ontology annotation, biological process: DNA biosynthetic process; double-strand break repair via nonhomologous end joining; nucleotide-excision repair, DNA gap filling. Gene Ontology annotation, cellular component: DNA-dependent protein kinase-DNA ligase 4 complex; DNA ligase IV complex. Bases 1 to 1653 code for a protein of 550 amino acids. Gene Ontology annotation, molecular function: DNA ligase (ATP) activity; DNA binding; ATP binding. The transcript has 4 exons. The record is from RefSeq and is a predicted model, not a curated record.